CUGACUUUACUGUGCAUGCAAUUGUCUGUCAACAGCAAUGGGUUUCAAGCAAAUGGAAGUUGGUGUGGUUCUGCUGCUGCUUUCAGUUGGGUUGUCAACAGCCCAAUGGCCACUAAAGGAAGCUAUUCUGCCUCCUCUUGGAUUUCAACAUAACCAUUCAGGGCAACCUUCAGUGCCAGUGAACACUGGGUUGAGUUCUCAAUGGCUUCAAAAGGAUCCUCAACCUGGAAGCCCUGCAGUAGCCCCACUUGGAGUGCAGCUUCAGAAUCCUUCAGGUCCUCAAAGCCAGCAAGUAGUGCAGCAACCAGCAAAGAAAGUGACUUGGCGUUUUCCAGCAGCACCACAAAUCCCAACCCCACCAGCACCAGUGCACUUUGUUAGGCAUUCUGAUCCUGUUCCUGCCCAGGGUGUAACCGUAAAGUGCAACGAGACUGCAGUGCGUGUAGAGGUGAGAAGAGAUCUGUUUGGAACUGACGCACCCCUCAAUAUUGCUGCCUUCACACUGGGUGGUUGUGCUGCCAGAGGAAUGGAUGCUUCUUCUCAAGUCUUCAUCUUUGAAUCUGCUCUGUAUGGCUGCAACAGCAAGUUGACCGUGACUGCAAAGGAACUGGUCUAUAUCUUCUCCCUUGGUAUGGCUUCAGUGCCCUUAAGUGGUACUCCCAUUCAAAGGAUUGCUGGUACUAAGGUUUCAAUUGAGUGUCACUACCUGAGACUCCACAAUGUGAGCAGCAAUCCUCUUAUGCCUGCUUGGAUCCCAUAUGCUUCUGCCCAAGCUGCUGAGGAACUUCUUGUAUUCUCCUUGAGGCUUAUGAUGGCUGACUGGACUUCUGAAAGGCCAUCCAACCAGUACUACUUGGGUGAGCUUAUCAACAUUGAGGCUUCUGUACUGCAGUUCAACCAUGUACCCCUGCGUGUCCUUGUUGACAGCUGUGUGGCCACCCCUGUCCCUGACCUCAAUGCAAUCCCUAGAUAUUCCUUCAUUGAGAACUAUGGGUGCAUGAUUGAUGCCAAGCUUACACACUCCAGCUCUCGCUUCUUGCCUCAAACUAAAGCAUCCAAACUGCAACUUCAGCUGGAGGCCUUCAGAUUUCAACAAGUGAACAGCAGCAUGGUUUACAUUGCAUGCCUCUUGAAGGCAACUGCAGCAUCUGCUCCUGCUGAUGCUGAGCACAAGGCUUGCUCAUUCCUCAACAAUGGAUGGACUGCUGCAUAUGGUGCUGACCUGGUAUGCAGCUGCUGCAAUAGUGGCUGUGCCGGGAGGAAGGGCCGUGACCUGGCAUCAGAGCAAGGAUUGCAGCUGGAGAGGAAAGUGAACCUUGGACCAAUUAUGGUCCUGGAAAAUGCUUGGUAGUCUAAUGACCUGUUGAACAAAUAAAACAAUUUUAC
Tachysurus vachellii is the source of this 1386-nucleotide messenger RNA. RefSeq names its product zona pellucida sperm-binding protein 3-like. The transcript is spliced from 8 exons. The record is from RefSeq and is a predicted model, not a curated record. NCBI's taxonomy places the organism in Eukaryota, Metazoa, Chordata, Actinopteri, Siluriformes, Bagridae. Gene Ontology annotation, cellular component: extracellular matrix. Bases 38 to 1351 code for a protein of 437 amino acids. Gene Ontology annotation, biological process: binding of sperm to zona pellucida; positive regulation of acrosome reaction; egg coat formation. Gene Ontology annotation, molecular function: acrosin binding.